Glycine soja is the source of this 1149-nucleotide messenger RNA. RefSeq lists its product as uncharacterized. The transcript has a single exon. The record is from RefSeq and is a predicted model, not a curated record. Bases 1 to 1149 code for a protein of 382 amino acids. Lineage: Eukaryota; Viridiplantae; Streptophyta; Magnoliopsida; Fabales; Fabaceae.
AUGGCGAAACGGGGGCGAGGGCAGCCACCGAAUACGGUGCCUCCGCCACCGGUGAAUCAUCCUCAACCGGCAACUAAUCUGGUAGUGGAGACUGAGAAUCACGAGUUACAGAAGCACGAAGAAACUAUUGAGGAAUUUGAAGCAACAACGAAGAGUCCUGAAACCCUAAUUGAAGAACCGAAGGAGGUCACUGAUCGAAAACUGUGGGUAGAUGUUCUAAACAACAAUCGUAAUCCGUCCAACGGCGUAACAAUGGAGUUUGUAGCACCCAAACUGAUCAAUGGUGAAGUGGAAGUGGAAAUUGAAGCGGAGGACAUUGCGUCAGAACUUCAAUUUUGGGAAAACGCGAUGAUACUGUAUGUGCUGGGAGGUAGUUUGAGCAUGACUAUGUUGAAGAACUACAUGGUGAAGAUGUGGAAUUUCGUUACUCUUCCAGAUAUGUUGUAUCACGAUGACGGUUACUUCCUUCUCCGUUUCAUGAAUCGCGAAGACAGGGAAACUGUGAUGAUGAGAGGACCCUACACCAUCCACAACAUGCCAAUCAUACUGAAGGAAUGGACGCCAGAUUUCAAUCUAAGCAAAGACCUGGAGAAAACUAUGCCGAUUUGGGUAAAGUUACCACAAUUGCCUCUAUGCCUUUGGGGAUUGAAAAGCUUGAACAAGAUAGGCAGCGCAAUAGGCAAUCCUUUGAUGACUGAUGAAUGCACAGCUCAGAAACUUAGAGUUUCUUAUGCUCGCAUAUUGGUUGAGGUUGAUAUUACCCAAAAAUUGGUAGAGGAAAUCACCAUAUCUGACAGAACUGGAGGAAAGAUAAAGCAGAUUGUGGAAUACGAGUGGAAGCCAGAAUUUUGUGAGAAAUGUCAAAAGGCUGGUCAUCAAUGUGGAAAGAAGAAAGUUGUCAAGAAAUGGAUACCUAGGAACAAGCAAGCAGAUGAGGUAAAGGCAGAUCCCCUUCCAAAGACACCUGUGCAGAAUACUGAAACUGAAGGAGAGGACAAACCAGAAGGUUGGAUUACAGUGGGCAAAGCUGCAAGACAUACAGGCAAAGCUAUAGAGGUAAUUGGUACAUCUAAUGUUGAUUGUUCUAAUGGUUUCAAGGCUCUAGAAGUUUUGAACGACUCUCUAGGAGGCCUAGGGAUGGUUACAUGA